Molecule: messenger RNA, 2407 nt
Organism: Lingula anatina
Lineage: Eukaryota; Metazoa; Brachiopoda; Lingulata; Lingulida; Lingulidae
Biological process (GO): proteolysis
Cellular component (GO): cytoplasm
Molecular function (GO): metalloaminopeptidase activity
Source: RefSeq, a predicted model, not a curated record
ACUAAUUUCACUACAUGCAAUAUGGCGGCGGUGAAGACCGAAGACCCCGUCGUAGAAGGGGAAGAUCUUGUCAAUGGAGAUGUUGUUGCUGAUAACCAACCAAUAGACAAUGCAGAUGUAAAUGAAGGAGAAGCCAAGAAAAAGAAGAAGAAGAAAAAGAAGAAGAAAAAUGCUGGAAGUCCUGAUGCUGAAGUCAAUGGUGAGGUGUCAGAACUGGGGGACAAACUGGAAACACAGAAGCUAGAGGAUGGGAAUGUUGACAAUGAGGACGAGGCCGAAGGAGCAGAAGAGGGAGGAGAGACUGCAACCAAAAAGAAGAAAAAGAAAAACAAGAAGAAAAAUAAAGGUCCUAAAGCUCAAACAGACCCGCCCACAAUACCUGUUGUUGAAUUAUUUCCGGAUGGCAACUUCCCAGAAGGGGAAAUUAUGGAAUACCCUACAAAACAAGAUGAUCGCACAGCAUUUAACAGAAUGACCAGUGAGGAGAAGAGGUCUCUGGACAGAAUGAAUGUUGAUCUGUAUAAUGAAGUACGGCAGGCAGCAGAGGCUCAUAGACAGACCAGAAAAUAUAUGCACUCGUAUAUCAAGCCAGGUCUGACUAUGAUUGAUAUAUGUGAAACUCUCGAAGGCAUUAGUCGUAAGAUGAUCAAUGAGACGGGCCUCCAGGCGGGUCUGGCUUUCCCCACUGGCUGCUCACUGAACUACUGUGCCGCCCAUUACACGCCCAAUGCAGGCGACACCACUGUGCUACAGUAUGAUGACGUCUGCAAGAUUGACUUUGGAACUCAUAUAAAUGGUCGAAUAAUUGAUUGUGCCUUCACAGUAUCUUUCAACCCACGCUACGAUCCCUUAAAACAGGCCGUUAAAGAUGCCACCAACACAGGGAUACGGGAAAGCGGGAUAGAUGUGCGUCUUUGCGAUGUGGGGGAGGCAAUACAGGAAGUAAUGGAAUCCUACGAAGUGGAACUAGAUGGCAAAACAUACCAAGUGAAGUCCAUCCGUAACCUGAAUGGCCAUUCUCUUGGACCAUACCAGAUCCAUGCAGGGAAAACAGUGCCCAUUGUGAAAGGAGGAGAGGCAACCCGUAUGGAGGAGAUGGAGUUCUAUGCCAUAGAGACAUUCGGCAGCACAGGAAAGGGGGUCGUCCACGAUGACAUGGAGACUUCCCAUUACAUGAAGAACUUUGAAGUGGGACACGUUCCUCUUAGACUAGCUAAAUCAAAGCAGUUACUGAACACCAUCAAUAAGAACUUCAGCACGCUGGCCUUCUGUAGAAGAUGGCUGGAUAGACUGGGGGAGACCAAGUAUCUCAUGGCAUUGAAGAACCUCUGUGAUGCAGGCAUCGUCGACCCGUACCCACCGCUCUGUGACGUGAAAGGCUGCUACACUGCACAAUAUGAACACACCAUCUUGCUGAGACCCACUUGUAAGGAAGUGAUUAGCAGGGGAGAGGAUUACUAACUCUGCUAAAGUUCUACUAUGAUGAUCCUUAGAUUGAAGUAGUGGUGAUUAUAAUCCAACCCUUUAAAAGGAUACAGUGCACAUUAGACUUUGUAUAUUGCAGAAAAAAAUCCUGGAAAUGUCAACUGUUCCCUUUAUCAAUAACUUAUAUCCCAUCCAGAACUAUGGAGAAAAUUAUAGAUUAUCAAGAAAACUUUUUUUGAGUUUUUAAAUUUGGAACAACUAAUUUUUAGCUGAUGUAAUCUAAUGAGUAUGCCUUUAAGAUUACAGCAGAGCAGACAUCAGCUUUUUCUGAGGAAUUGCAGAAUUCUGAGAUUUUAAAUUCAAAUUCUAAUGGGGGCCUAAGGACCUCCACCCAACUAAUUACUAGUGUUAGGUCCCCAUAAAAAUGUAAAAGAAAAAGAAAACGGGAUCAUGUCUGCAAAAGUCUAGUUUUAAGCAGUCUAACUCGGCCUCCUGUAAAUAGAUCCGACUUUUUUUUUUUUUGGGGGGGGGGGGGUCAAAAGAGAGAGAGUAGUAUCAUUUUGAUAAAUAUGCUGCUGUAACACUUGUAAUCAGAUUAAGGAGGGAAAACAGUGGAUCAAAUGAAUGCAGAAGUGGAUCAUUCUGAUGGGCUGUCCUGCAGUUCAUAAUAAUUGGAUACAUUGUAUCGGGGACACUAUAACAUUGUUACAGCAUGGGUGACAGCAAAUGAAGUCUGCAAAUGGUAAAUAAGAACUGUUCAAUACAUUAUUUGAUUUAUAUACUCCAGAUAAUAACUUGAUCAUGGUAGGUGAUAGUGAAUUAUGGAAUGUGAAAGACAUUUUGCAUUGUUGUUUAUAUCUAGGUGUUGAUGAAAUAUGGCUUUCUGUUAACAUUUGAAUAGAUGUGGAUGUAAGGUGGAGAAAAAUAUACAUCACCAUGUUAAUAUUACAGUAAUAAAAAGUACUUGUAAUAAUACAAAAUU